This is a messenger RNA of Drosophila biarmipes, 1319 nucleotides long. RefSeq names its product INO80 complex subunit B. The coding region runs from base 156 to 920 and encodes 254 amino acids. The transcript has a single exon. Gene Ontology annotation, cellular component: Ino80 complex. NCBI's taxonomy places the organism in Eukaryota, Metazoa, Arthropoda, Insecta, Diptera, Drosophilidae. The record is from RefSeq and is a predicted model, not a curated record. Gene Ontology annotation, biological process: chromatin remodeling.
UUUUAAUUUGCGGUCACACUACUUAAAAACAUAAAUAACCUUAAGUACAAUUAUGCGAAAAAAUAAGUAAAUAUUAAUAAACUGUCGUAAAAUUUUCAAAGCAGGGUUCAUAGAUUGUUGAAAGGGGCACUAUCAUAGACUAUACUCUUUUCGCGAUGUCGAAUAAUGUGCAGUCAAAAAGCCAUUAUGAAGCCACAGAGUUACACGCGAGCCAUAUCUACGAGCUACCGUUCAUACGCGCAAGAAAUAUUUACUCUAAAAAGUCGGCACAAGCUGCUACUUCACCCAACGCUGUUGGAAAGAAAGUUAAGAGGCGACACAAUAGCGAAACUUCUAGCGAAGAAGAACGGUGGCUUACUGCCAUAGAAACAGGAAAAAUGGACGAUGUUGAUGAUGAACUGAAGAAAAUAAAAAACCCCAAAUUAAUGACAGCACGUCAACGUGCUAUGUAUGAACGGGCUGAUGGCUUUGUUGAAGAGCUAAUUGCUCUUCCAAGUGGCUAUAAGGAAAAGGAAAAGCCCCAAACGGAGGAGGAAAUUCAAAAGGCUAUACUCAAAUCGGAAAAGCGGAAGCAGCAAGCUAACGCACGGCGAGAAAAAGAUAAACAAAAAACAAUUGAACGCUUGUUAAAAAAACAGGAAACUAACAAGCAUCGGAUGUUGAUGCGUAACAGAAAAUUUCAAAAGUCCUCAAAUCCAAAAAUAACCUAUAUAAGCGCUCUAAAAGGUAAUAUCAUAAUAAUUCCACCAGGGCAAGACUUUCCACAAAUGGCACAAUUACCUCGCGCACCGCCUCUCUCACAGUUAUGCCAUGUUAGCGGAUGUGGAAAUCGCAAAGCUUACACCUGCUCAACCACAAACGUUCCCUUAUGCAGUCUUAUAUGUUAUCGUAAAAACAUUUUACACAGUGUUGUGCAAUAAAUAAAGUAGAUGAAGAGAAUACAAAAAAGUUUUUUAUAUUAAAAAAUAAACGAAAGUUUUUGAACUUCUUGAGCUUGUAAAAUACGUGAGACCGAAAUUUUCCAAUAAGGCUGCUUUCGUUCGGGAUCUCGGUCUCGGGGUUUUAUAAGACACGAAUCGUUGCCUUUCUGACUGCUCCAUAUGAACGAAACCAUUCAUCGCUCAUGUACUGAGCGUCAAUGAGCAAAACAACAAAAGGGCCGAAAUAAAAGGUUGAUGUUUUGCCUCAGGUUUUUAAUGAUAGACAAAACAUUACAGAAAGAGAAAAUGACAGCGAUAGAGCUGUUGUUUCAAGAAGUUACCAACGCACUGAAAGACCCUAUAAUUAAGUUAAUAAAAUGUCGUCGCUUACAAAUUAAA